UGAGGUCAGAACAAUUUAUUUGACAACACAGGACCAAGAAAAGAACAAAUGGUGCGAUCGGGGGAAAGGGAGGCGGCGGCGACGAUGAUGAAGUGCGUGUCGUGCAAGGAGGAGUACGAGGCACGUGACGCCGGCACGUGCAGGGAGUGCUACGAGGAGGCCAGCGAGACCGAGGAAGAGCUCAAGGGUGAGAUCGAGGACUUGAAGGCCAAAGUCGCCUUCCUCCGUUUCUGGGCCCCACUCGACCACAGGUCCCGUCCUUGCUUCACCGACGUCGUUCUGGUCGCCUCCGAUCACGAUUCCGGUAGUCCGGCGACCAACCAUGUUCCCGUCCCGGCCCAUAAGGCCGUUCUAGCCAGCCGUUCCCCUGUAUUCAGAGCCAUGCUUGAAAGUGAAAUGGAGGAAAGCCUGAGUGGCACCAUCAAGAUCAGUGAAGUAUCAUACGAUGCUCUUCGCUCCUUUGUCAACUAUUUGUACACUGCAGAAACAUGGCUUGACGAGCAAAUGGCUUGUGACCUUCUAGUCUUGGCUGAAAAAUAUGAAGUGAAGCAUCUCAAGACCUACUGCGAGAAUUUCUUGGUGUCCAAAUUGGACUGGGAGAAUUCACUCAUGACCUAUGCCUUCGCUUACCAGCACAAUGCAAAGGACUUGCUUGAUGCAUCCUUGGCAUUGAUCAUGGGCAACAUGGACAAGCUAAGUAAGCGAGAGGAGUAUAUAGAACUCGUGGAAAAGGAUCCCCGGCUUGUGGUAGAAAUCUACGAAGCUUAUCUCUCCAAGCAGGUUAAUACUGCUGCUCCAAAGGAUUCUUCCAUGAAGACAUAGGCUAGUGAAGUUAUGAUUUUUGGGCUAUAUAUGUUAAUCUGAGGCAAGAUUAUCCUCCAUUUUGGUUUUUUUGAGUUUUUCAUUGGAUGCAAUCCUCAUCUACUUAGUGUUCAUGAGCAGGUUAACUCUGAAUGUAAAUGAUGUUUUAGUUCCAGAUUACCUGUUUAAAAAGGCUUAAUGGUUUUCAAGAA
Messenger RNA from Cornus florida, 1013 nucleotides. RefSeq names its product BTB/POZ domain-containing protein At4g08455. Gene Ontology annotation, biological process: regulation of proteolysis; proteasome-mediated ubiquitin-dependent protein catabolic process. Gene Ontology annotation, cellular component: cytoplasm. Gene Ontology annotation, molecular function: ubiquitin protein ligase binding. Bases 49 to 822 code for a protein of 257 amino acids. The record is from RefSeq and is a predicted model, not a curated record. The transcript is spliced from 2 exons. NCBI's taxonomy places the organism in Eukaryota, Viridiplantae, Streptophyta, Magnoliopsida, Cornales, Cornaceae.